CAGAAAAAAAUGUGUACUCUUUAAGUAAUAAAAUGUAUAUUUAUUCUUUAUAUUAAAAACAUUUAGAAAAGAUUAUUCUGCCAGAAAACAACAAAUUACAUACAUAAAUUAUGUUUAGAUUAAUAUUAAAUUACUUACUUUCUCUUAACAAUAGACAACGAAAUUUUAUUAUAUCUUUUUAGGAAAGCUAAAACCAAUAAGAAGUGACUUACCUAUUGCCCUUGAAACGCUUAAUACUCCAUUAACUCGUAAGAUUCCAACACUUUGCAUCACUACUCCUCCUACCCUUUGUAUUCUUUGUACUUCAUCCUAAGAAACAGAAUCAUGAUGUUUGUCGCACUUCACUAUAAACACUUUAUAAAUAUACUAUACCUACAGAAUUUCAAUUGUUUUUCAUGCAUUCAAAAUGUAACCAAAAUUCUCUGUCAAGUUCAUUGUGUAUGUAGAUGAUACAUUAUAUUAUCAAAUUAAUACUGAAAUCAUUGAUCUAAAGAAGUUUAAAGAUGACAGAAUUGGGAACGCAAAUAGACAGUGACAAAAGACUAUUGCCAUUUAAAACUUAUGAAGAUUAUUUAGAUUCACUGGUAACAUUUGUUGAUCUUGGAUAUUUAGGAAAUUUAUAUACUGCUCGUCAAUUAGCUGAGCUUGGAUAUCGUUGCACUGGAGAAACUCUUAGUAGAGAUGAAUUUAAUUGCCGCUUGAAAACUUUACAAGAUUUACUGUUUCCAAUUUAUAGACCAUAUGAAUUAACAUCAGAAUUUAUUACACCAACCAAUGCAGUAAUGCAGGAACUCGCACUUCGCGAACGUGCAAAUAGAUUAAAAAUCAUAUCCACUAUUAUUUUUAUAAGAAACUAUACAAAACUUCAAUUUGAAAUCUCUGGUUACAUCGAUUUUUGCGAAAGACUUGAAAAAGAAAACUGGCUUCCAUAUUUUCAAGGAAAGAAAAAGCUGUGGCCUCAUGCAACUGAUCUUGCAUACUACCAUUGGAGAACAAAUAAAACGUGCUUAAAUGAAACUUGCAAUUAUCAACCAGUUAUAGAUCCAAAACUAGGUCUCAGAUUUAAAAACCUUCAUGAUAGAGAUUUUGUUAAUAUUGAUCCCACAAUUCCUUCUCCAGGUUUAGAUACAACAAGAGUAAGAAUACGUUGUGCAGAGUAUGAACAUGUAAUACUAUAUGACCAUAGACUUCGAAGUAAAAGUCAUAUUUAAAUAACAAAUAUAUACCUGGGUAUAUAUGUAAUAUGAAAAUUAAAUUGAAUAAAGGAAUUCUGUAUACUUACUUCACGGUUAAGGCGAUGAGGAUUUACUAAUUGAA
This is a messenger RNA of Megalopta genalis, 1317 nucleotides long. RefSeq names its product cilia- and flagella-associated protein 299. The record is from RefSeq and is a predicted model, not a curated record. NCBI's taxonomy places the organism in Eukaryota, Metazoa, Arthropoda, Insecta, Hymenoptera, Halictidae.